Messenger RNA from Doryrhamphus excisus (bluestripe pipefish), 1275 nucleotides. The record is from RefSeq and is a predicted model, not a curated record. NCBI's taxonomy places the organism in Eukaryota, Metazoa, Chordata, Actinopteri, Syngnathiformes, Syngnathidae.
AUGAUCAUUUCCAACUUUGCCACCUUCUUAUAUUUGCAUCGUCACAUGAGAAAGCUGGGGAAAAGUGGCAUUUCCGUCUCUGCUUCCAGACUUCGGAGUCAGUUAAGAGUCACCGUCGCCGGAAUUUGUCAAAGUGUUAUCUUCUUCGGUUGUAUGACUUUUAAUUUCAUCGACUCACUCACUUUUAAAUAUGCAGGUUUCUUCUUUGGGUCUCAUAUCAGUUUCACAGUCAGUAAUUUGUACGUAUUUGGUACCACCGUCAACAUGGCCGUCGGUCAGUCCACUUUUAGGCCGAGGGUUGCUGCUUUAUGUUUGAUGGUGUACACUUUUUUUUUCUACUGCCUCAUCUUGAACCACUACCGCCAAGUCGGGAUCAAACAGCCGCUGAAGCUGCUCCUGUACUCCGGGGUUUGCUCGUGCACACUUUACCUUUUGAUGCUCAUAGUCAUGUUCUUUUUCUACACGCACGGGACAUCCUUCAAGGUCAGCCUGGCCUUCAACAUCUUGUUGUACAUCAAUCUCACCACAGUCUUGACCUCCACAGUCUGGCAGAGCUUUUUCUACUGCGUUAAGAUCAUACCUGGACGACGAAGAUUCUUUAUGUGGAUAAAAAGGAACAUCAAAUCUAUUGUCUACGCUCUCAUUUUUGUCGACAGACUGUUCUGCACGCUCGAGGCCGUUGCCAGCUUUUUAUAUUCCGUCAAGGAUUUACAACGCAAUCGCACAGUGCAUUAUCAGCAAAAAGCGCCUAUCGCACAGGUACUCUGGUUUGUGGUGUGGACACUGAGAGGAUACUACUGUGUAUGUUUUUUAACAGUACUACUUUCCUGUUGGUCGACUGCACUCUUCUUGUACAUGCAUCUGCGUCGUAUGGCAGCACGUGACGUGAUAUCCUGUCCUCGAGUUUGUAAUCAAGUGAGGAUCUCCGUCACCGGCCUGCUGCAGGGAGUUCUUUAUAUCAUUUAUGCAAGCUGGUUGAGCUUCCUGUAUUUGAUGGGACGAUCGCUGUCUUAUAUUGCAAUGGGUCAGAAUGUCUUCAGGCAGCAGAUGGCUGACAUCUGGCUCAGAGCAUCGCGGCUGACAAGCGGAGGACCUGAAGGCAUCAAGGCAGUUGUCAGCAGCCCUGGUACGGUCAAGGCUGCUCUUAUAGAAGGAGUGUCAGACACCUCCGAAGCUACCAAAUGUCACUUUGGUCCCAUGGUGAAGGCAACUAACGUGGAAUUACCGACACAUUUGUGGCUUUCGUAUGGAAAUGAGCAGGAGAAAGCGACGUAA